AUGCUGAUUUUGGCUGGCAAGUAUUCAGGUUUGUCUGCUGCUCUACCAGCUCUAUUGGACUUUGGAAGAAAAGAUAACAGUGCCCCUCCGCAGACUGCAGGUAAACAUAGUAUCAUGAUAGACAAGCCUCUUGGGAAUCCUUUCAUAAUGAAGAAAGUUGAAAGCAGUGUUGACGCAAUCGAAACAGCUCCUGAUGGCAUGUUUAAAAGAGCAGCUUGUUUAGAAGUGAAUCCGAACGACAGGAUGUCCACCGACGAGAAUGUCGUGAUAGUGUUCGACGAGAACGAGAUGGUGCACGCGAUAACAAAGUAG
Ogataea philodendri is the source of this 312-nucleotide messenger RNA. RefSeq lists its product as uncharacterized. The coding region runs from base 1 to 312 and encodes 103 amino acids. Lineage: Eukaryota; Fungi; Ascomycota; Pichiomycetes; Pichiales; Pichiaceae. The record is from RefSeq and is a predicted model, not a curated record. The transcript is spliced from 2 exons.